AUGGCAGAACCAUCCACCGACCCCGCAACCGACCCUCCGCCGCCAUUGACCAAAAGCUGGGCUGACGAAGCGGAGGAAGAAACUGACGCCUCCGCCUCCACCACUGCCACAGCCGCCGAAACCUCUUCUGUCAACCUCGACGCAUUAAAAAUCGAAGACAACGAGAGCCCUCCCAAACUCUUAGACGACCCCGACGAUUCCAACAUCCAAGCGGUUACUUCCGGAGAAACGCCAUAUACGUCGGCCGCGACGUUUGAGGACCUGAACCUCUCGCCGGAGCUACUGAAGGGGCUCUACGUGGAGAUGAAGUUCCAGAAACCGAGCAAAAUCCAGGCGCUAAGUUUGCCGAUGAUCCUGAGCCCGCCGCACCGGGACCUCAUCGCGCAGGCGCACAACGGCUCUGGCAAGACCACGUGCUUCGUGCUCGGGAUGCUCAGCCGCGUCGAUCCCAAGCUGCAGGCGCCGCAGGCUCUUUGUGUCUGUCCCACCCGGGAGUUGGCUAAUCAGAACAUCGAAGUUCUCCGCAAGAUGGGGAAGUACACCGGGAUUGCGUCGGAGUGUGCUGUGCCGACUGAUAGCACUGCCUCCUCGAUCGCGAAAAGGGCGCCAGUUAUGGCGCAGGUGGUAAUUGGUACCCCUGGCACCAUCAAGAAGUGGAUGAGCUUCAAGAAACUCGGGGCCGCUAGGUUGAAGAUUCUUGUUUUUGAUGAGGCUGAUCAAAUGCUUGCUGAGUCUGGGCUUCUGUUGAUUGCGCCUCUUUUGCAAACUGAGCAUAGUGCUAACUAA
This is a messenger RNA of Sphenostylis stenocarpa, 786 nucleotides long. NCBI's taxonomy places the organism in Eukaryota, Viridiplantae, Streptophyta, Magnoliopsida, Fabales, Fabaceae. The record is from the annotation of a GenBank genome assembly.